UUUAGGAAUGUGGAGACCAGCUGCGUCACCCUCAAAUCUCCUGGGGUGCCGUCGUCAGAAAACUUCGCUAAAGCUAAUAAAUUAGUCCCAAAAAGCGUUCGGUUUAGGUCAAGCAGGGGGACAAAAAGCCUGCCCCGACAUGAAAUGAUUGUUUCGGGAACGUGAUGCCAAGAGAUUAGCGGCGUUUGCUGUUAGCAAGGAGGCUGCUUUAACCCUCCUCGCGCUGAUUUUACAGGACACAGCUGUUGGGAAACUUCUGCUGAUUGGCGGCACUGUUUUGGUAACAUUGCUCUCCAGGGAGCUCGUCUCUGUCUCCAUGGUAACGUGGCGGACGCCCAGCCUCGGCGUUGUCGCGUUGAGCUGCCUGCAAAGGGGGCGGAACCGGAGAAGAGCGACGGCUCCUCGAAUUCUUUCUCCCCGCAAAGGCAGAACCAGUCGAGGAUGCCAUUUCAUGAAGGAGUCUACUACCCCUACUCCACUGACACCCAGGGGACCCAGUCAUCAGCUGGGAUCCCAUCCCUGCUGAAUUCCCCACUCAGCCAACACUCUGUAAACGGCCAUUCUGUACCUGCACCAGGCAUGACUCCAUCGAGCGGAGCCUCUGCCGUCCUCCCUUUUAAGUUCCGCCCGCGCAGGGAGAGCGUGGACUGGCGGCGAAUCAACGCAGUGGACAUAGACCUGGUGGUGAGCCAGCUGGAUGUGGACGCUCUUCAGGAGCACAUCAGCACAGUGACCUUCUGCAGCUUGGAGGGGGAGCGAUGUCAGCGGUGCCAAAGUCCCGUUGACCCGGCUCUAGUCAAGCUCUUGCAGCUGGCCCAGCUCACGGUGGAGUGGCUCCUCCACUGUCAAGAAUUUCUCACUCUCAACCUGCAUGCAGCGGAGGAGAGGUUGGCGGCUGCCGGCAGAGAGCGUGAGCAGCUGUUGGCCCAGCAGAAAAAGCAGGAGGAGAAGGUGAAGGCGCUCACUGCCGAGCUCAAGCAGAGGAAGAAGGUUAUUCGCACCCAGCAGUCCCUGCUCACGCCUCGAAUCAUCAGUGGCCAGAAGUGUACGCAGUGUGAUAAAUCCUUCCUCAAUUCCUCCUUUCUCCAGAAUCACAUGCAGCGCCGCCACCCUGACGAGUACGAGAUUCAGUUGCGUUCAGAUAGUGAGAAGAAAUGUCAGAUUGAUGACCUCAAAUCGGAGAUCAGCCGUCUGAAGGAGCAGAUUGUUCAGCAGCAACAGGACUUGCAAAUCAAAACAGCUCAGGAAAGAGAGCAGCAGUCCAUCCACAAAGACCUGCUGAGGGAAAUGGACCGUUUUAAAGCUGAGGAGAUGGCGCGCAUGGACAGAAAGAUAGAAGACAGCAGGGAUGGCAUUCGCAGGGAGAUGGAAUUUCUUUACACCAGAAAUAUUCAAGCUCUCAAUGAAACGAAUCAGAAUCAGAACGCCAGGCAUGAAAAAUCAGCCAGCCCAGUUCACUCGCAGCCAGAGAGAGAUGUGGACAACUACAGAGAGAUGCACACACAAGCCAUCCAAAAGUUGGAACACCAAAUGAAGAAACAGGAUAAAAAGUGGGAAUCCAGGCUGCAGGACUUAAAGAAUCAACACGACUCUGAAAAGAAUCAGUUGCUGAAUGAGCUGAGCAGAAUGCAGUCGUCUGUGUCUGACCACCAGGAACGCAGCCAGAGGCUGCAGCAGGAGAUGGGGAGGAGGCUGCAGGAGAAGGAGCAAACCAUCAAGGCUCAGAGGGAGCAGAUCAGGAAUAUUUCCUCAAAUCCACCCACCAAAGUUGUGGAAGUGCCAGUCAUUGUUAGUGCACCAGCUCCGGAGCCUAAACCAAAGAGAGUUGUACUUGAGGAGCCAGUCUGUGCUCUGAAGCUGGAUCCUAUACAGGAGCUGUCAGAAGAGGAGAAAGACUCAAGCAGCUUCUCUGAGAGGAGGCCAAUGGAGAAGAAGCCUGACCCUGCACCGGAGAAGAAGCAGAGGGUGACCUCCAGCACUCUGAAAAGGAACACCAGCAUCAAGAAAGAUAUGCGGCCAGAUGUCGAGCAGGCUGUUAUUAUAAAGCUGGAGAACUUGGGAGUCAAGCCUGAUCAGAGUGGUCUGAAGAACAGAGAGCUUACUUCCAUGCUGGCCAAGGUGCAUUCAAAGCGGGAGAAAUUUGCCAAGGGGAAGCCGGACUACUGGCGCCAGCGGGAGGAGAUAGCCAGCACUGUGGAGCAGAAGCUUGGUAGUCAGAGGAGAGGCAGCGACCCUGCUCCUGACUCACAGGCCAGAUCCAGACAAUCAGUUCAAGUGUUGCAGAUCCGGCCUCGAUCCAGUAGCCUGCCAUCCAGAGCGACCCAGGUAAUGUCUGGACCUGCAGUCAAACAGCCCAAGACCCCCCAGCCGGCACCAAGGACAAAGACCACCACCCAGCCCAAGACGUCUACACCCAGCACCAAGAGCGUGCUGAGGAACUUCACACCCAAGACUCCUCCUUUCAGCUCAGAUGAGGAAUCUGAAGAAGAGGACACAGAUAUGGAGGAGGAACAGUCCCAAAAACACCAGCCGGGCAAAUCACCACAGUCCAGACAAAACCAGGCAACCCCAAUCCAAAUCAGAGCAAGCAAAGCCAGUCCAGUCCAGGCUAGGCAGGCGUCAGCCAGUCACUUAUUCUCCUCCAACCACCAGCAGGCCAGGGUGUCAGUGGGUGGUGUCACCGAGACAUCAGUCACAAAGAUGGAGAGCGAUGAGGAGGAGGACGAGUGGUCUGAGGUCAGCGAGCUGCAGGAGAUCGACCCAAGACAACUCCAGAGUCACAAAGACCAGAACGGCAACGUGGAUAAGAGAAGCUUUGGGAAAGAGAACAGAAUCAGUGACCUGGCCAGAAAAAUGGAGAAGCAGUUUGCAGGGAGGGCGGUGAAGAAACCAGCAGGGGGCGUCAGCAUCUUACCAGAGAGGAAGGAUGAGGUUCAGGAACUCAUGUACACAGAUCUGGAGGAGAGCAGCGAUUGGAUGGUCUCCUCCUUAGAGGACAGACAGGAAAUGUCUAAACCAGCUCAGGGCUCUGGACCAAUGAGGAAGAGCCUGGACUCACCCAGCACCAGCGUCUGGGGAACUUCCACGGGAAAGGGUCCCAAAUCAGGUCUGACUGAAGCUGGAACAGGAAGCACCCUGAAGAGCAGCCUGUGCUCCCUCAGUGAUAUCAGUGACUCCGAGGACAUUAGCAAUAAACACAACAAACACUACAGCUGAUCAGGUGACGUAGCUCCACGCCAAGCACAGACACAACAACCUCAGUCCAUGCCAAAUAGCCAUAUUUUACUCUGUUCUUUGUUGGAAACUAUAAUACAGAGAGAGCAAUGCUUAAAAGAGGAUUCCAGAAUUGUUUUCUAAUCAAUAAAUAUGUUAGAGAUAAAUUAGAUUACAGCAGUCUCACCUUAUGCCUUGUGCCAAUUCUUUGCUUGCCUUAGACCUUUUCAGUGUUUUAUUAGAUUCUGUUUUGUAUAUUCAAUGAAACAUAACCGCACUCCAAAUGAGAUACUGUAAUGUAACUUGUGCAAAAUUUUGUACAUCAAGUUUUAUAUUGUGUUAAUGGAGCAAUGAGAUGUGAUUUUGUAUAGAAGAUAUUUAUACAAGCAAUAAAAUAUUUCUCUGUGGAAUACAAAGCUGAAAAUGGUUGAACAUCUAGGCACAUGUCCUCAAGUUUGUUUCUUUCUUCAAACCAACACAAUAACCAAAGAACUGAUUUAUUACAAAUGUGUCAUAUUAUCAUUUUCACCUCACUUCCAAGCUUUAACUUAAAGGAUAACUUUCGUUUUUUUACAACCUGGACCUUAUUUG
Messenger RNA from Chelmon rostratus (copperband butterflyfish), 3804 nucleotides. It is a transcript of the gene dzip1, whose product is annotated as DAZ interacting zinc finger protein 1. Gene Ontology annotation, biological process: cilium assembly. NCBI's taxonomy places the organism in Eukaryota, Metazoa, Chordata, Actinopteri, Chaetodontiformes, Chaetodontidae. Bases 442 to 3216 code for a protein of 924 amino acids. The record is from RefSeq and is a predicted model, not a curated record. Gene Ontology annotation, cellular component: ciliary basal body; cytoplasm. The transcript has 20 exons.